GGAAGAGAGUUCCUGGUGGGGUUUCUACUCUAUCCCCUCACCGCCCCCACCCCAGGUCCUACAUGAAGCCAGCUGGCUCUCUAGGGAAAUCUGCACUGUAAUAUCAGUUUACUUCUUAUUGGCCCUUUGAUAGCAGAUCAGGGGCUUUGUGAUGCUCUUGACCUGAGAUUCCUUUAAAAACCUCAAAUCGGGAAAAAAAAAAAAAAAAAAAAUAGUAUAUAUUCUCCUCCUGUCGACUUCUCUCUGUGAGUGAAAGGGCACUGAGCAAGGGGUCGGUUUGGGAAACAAUGGCCUUGACCACUGAGUAGUGUUUAGUCCUGAAUGUGCAGGGGGUGUUUCUAAAGCUUAAAGUCAUUCUGGGGCCGGUUGUUUCUGGUUGGGCAGGCAGCAGCCUCGCAGCCCAGAAGGAGUGAGGGGAAGGGGUGGGGCUGUGCCAGAAGCAGGGGGCGCAGGACUCCUCUGCUCACCCCCUACAUCAGUGAGACCCGCACUUCGCCCCACGUGUACAUCUCCAUCCCAUUCCGGGGGAGGUGGGGCUAUGGGGGCGGCGGGAACGGGGCGGAGGGCUGCCAGCUCCGGCAGGCCCCAGCUGCCAGCCAGCCCAAGGGGAGCCCGCCCCCUAGGGGAGGGCGUAGCAAGUGCAGGCUCCUCGGUGCCCCUGCCCCGGCCCCGCCCAGGCACCUGGAGCAGGCAGGUGAGGCCGCUGCCGGGGUCCCCCGGAACCGAAGGGGACUCUUUGGGGGUCCUCGGGGACAAUCACAGGAAGCGAUCCUCCGGAAGAAGCUGGACAGGAGGACUUCUUGGACAAACCUGGGGGUUCUUUCUGGAGGUGGGGUCGCAGAGACACCUACCGUUUUCUACCAGGAUUCAGGAGGGCGGGGCGAGGAGGAAAUGGACUAGGUGACCACGUCCGACGACCUUGUAGUCGGGAGUGGGGGUGGGGUGGGAACGCGGACGUGGAGACCAAGUUUCAGGGCAGCCAGAUUCAGCUCCGGAAGUAGCCAAAGCCGGCCCCGAUACCGACAAUACAGGAUUUCGAGGGGGGGGCGGUGCCCGAGGCGUUACCACCCGCCCCCAGUCCUUGGCCCCCGCUGCACAGGCAGAACCGUGCUCUGGCUGGGCCCUCCCGGCCGCCAUCCCACGGCCACCGGAUCCCUGAGCACCCCCUCCGUUCUCCCUUUGAUCCUGCAGGGACACCCCCGCCCCAGGUGUCCAGCGGAGCUUGCGGCGCUCCGGCCCCUAGGGAUCGAUCGGCUGGCUGGCGACGCGCCGCCGCGGCUCCGGAACCACCGCCCCAUCCCCCACCCCGGCUACGCAGGACGCGGCCUCGGAGCAGCGUCCUGGCGGUUGCGGGCCGCGGCCGGACCCGGCUCCAGGCCAGCCGCGAAGGCGGAGACCGACCGGCUCCUUCCGAUCGCUCCGGCCUCGCCACUCCUGGGUUGGCUGGGACGAUGAGGGGGAGGAGAGCGAGCCCAGCUUCCCCGGCCGCGGCGCUCGGCACCCCACCCCCGCUCCUCCUCCGUCGCCAACUACCCACUCCUGCGCGCGCUUAACCCUCAGCGCGCCGCGAGGCAGGGACGGGGGCGCGCACUGGGCUGGGGGGAGGGUGGGGUAGCAGUUAUGCUUCGGCUGACUACUACUUCGGGGUGCGCCUGGAGAUUUUAAUUUUAUUCCGGGGUUUGCUGCAGCAGCUCUUGGUUGGAAAAAGGAAAGAAAGAAAUCUGCCUUGUGUGUGGGCCCCGCAGGGUUUGGGGGGCGCAACGGAAGCACCCGAGAGCAAAACGCAGGGGCGAGUGUAAGUGGGGAGAACCUCGUAGGCACAGGACACCUGCGGGGAGUCCUUGGGCAAACGAACCCCAAAUGAAGAACACACAGUGCGCAGAGGCCGUUGUGUGUGCGCGGCGGCGGCGGCAGGCGGUGGAAGCGACACCAAAGAUCAUAUUUGAAAUAUGGAUCCUGGGGGCGCCUAUCUCCAGGCGGGCGGGAGCCCUGCGACGGAGCUUGGGACCGUGGCUGAGUGGGCUUCUCCUAGCGAACCUGGGAAGCUGCCCUGACGUUGGGAGGGGGUGGACCAGCCGGCGUCGUAGAAAACGACGCGUCCCGCUUCGCCGCCGGCGACCCCGGCGUACCGCAAUGCGGAGGCGCGGCCCUACGGCGGUCAAUGUGGCCCCAAGGCUUGCCCCAAGGGGCCACGACCUUGCAGCGCGUCAGAUCCGUUCCCCGACCGAUCACCCUGCCUGGCCUUCCCACCUGGAACCCCAGCUCCAGCUCCAAGCGGCUCUCUGCAGACGGACGCGGGGGCGUCAGGGGCUUCACCACCAAAAUGAAAGCCGACCCUUGGCGGGCCGUGCGACAAUGAGCAGAAACAUGGGUGUGGGGCCUCAGAGGGCGGAGGGGCGCCCUUAGGGACAAAAUCAUCAUCCCUCGGAGAAGGUGCACGGGGCAGCCUUCCGGCUCCCACACAGCCUCCCUGGUCUCCUCACCGCCGUCAAUAACAACACCCCCCCACACACACAUACACAGUCCCACCAGGCCAGCUCCCCCAAAGCCAGCGCUAAAAUGCAAAAUUACAUAUGCCAGAGCUGAAGUCAAAGACAAGUUCCCCUACUAAGAACAUAAGAGAGAAAUGAACUCUAGUCAAUGCCUGGGCAGAUUUUGUAGACGUUGCUAGUAAAUUCUCCCUCAGCUACUCAAAAUCCACGUCGGGAGGCCUAAAAAGUCACACUAACUAGAGGGCUUUCUUAGUGGGGGACUAGCUGGGGAAGUCACAGGCGGCCCCUUCCGGGCAGAGCCCAGACCUGGGCUCCGUGGGCGGGUAGUGGCAUCUCCUGGCAGAGAGCAUCCAUUCAGAGAGUUUCUUUAAGAAGUCGUUUGUUUCCCUGAGUUGACAUGGGUCAGGCCCCUUGGGGAUCCGAAUUGUCAGUGACCACCCUCGGGUCCAAGGCCGUUAAAAUUUUCCAGGCUGCUCCAGGGUCUGCUCUUCCGGACCUCUGCCCUCGGGCGGGAGCCUGAGCUCCUCAAGAAAGCACCGCUCCUCUCUUGGGGCCCUUGAGGGCCCCUAGGGGCCCCAGCCCAAGGUGGCACCCAGAGGACUUCUGCCCUUCAGGGGAACCAAGCCUAUUCACAGCCCGGAGGACCUGAGCUUCGCCCCACACCCGCCUGUAGAUAAGCGGUGGUCUAGGGCCGGUCUGCGAGACAAGGCUCCGGCUCGGGGAGUCGGCCUCUCUCCACGUUGGCCCACCCACCGCCAGGACGAAAGAAACAACCACGCGAGUUCCCCGGUUCGGCUUGUGUAUUUCGGUCACUUUCCAAGCCGGGAGCGGGGGCGGCCGGGGACUCCCGGGGCUUCCGAGGAGCUUCUGGGCGUCCCCUCCCGAAGUGUUGGGGAGACUGCGGCUACUCGCAUGGUCACACCGGCAGCUCCAGAAAAGACCCGCCGUGUUGGCCGGUGGGAGCCACCCAUCCUCCCUAGCUCGGCAGCAGAGCCAGCUCGGCUCCUGCGCAAAUUCGCCGUCGGGGCACCGGGUGCCAUCGCGUGGCCCCCGAGAUCCCGAGCGGGGGCCCCGGAGGGGCGCGGGCAGAGCGAGCUGAGCCGUUGCCCGCGGAGUCCGACGCCCCUGGCGGCGCGGAGGCUGUAGCGGCCGCUCGCCCUCCCUCGGCGCCCCCCUGCCCGGGACGCCUCGGAAACACCCAUUGGAAAAAAUUUUCGGGGGGUUUUCUAGCGAGGGGGCGGGCGGAGUGUCGGGAAGCUCAGACCCUCCCUGGACGAAGGGACUGUCCUGGACGAGGUCGCUCCAGAUCUCCCGACAGACUGACAUUGCCGACGGCGUGGCAGUUUGGUAGGCUCAGUUCGGAAGAGUGACUGUCGCGAUGACAGCGCUUCCUCCUCCAACUUCAGGGACCCUUCCCCUUCUACGGUCAAGUUGUCCCACACGAGAGCUCCGCGUCCUGGACACGAGGGUCAGGAAAAAGCUCAAAACACAACAGGAGGAGAAAAACCUUUUCCUACGUCCCCCUCCCAGCUUCUAUAAACCCGGAGAGCCCCCUUUCCCCAGGACUACCGGAAGGCUUCGCCCCCACCCAGGCAGGCGCGCCCGCCAACACCUUCUCGGGGAAAUCUUGUGUUUGUGCCUCAAGCUUGUAAGAGGGCAGUCGCUGCAGACCGAGCCCCUCUCUGGGGCAGCCAGAAAGGGAUCCCCGCGCCCCACCCCCCACCCCUCCAGGCUUGGGCAGCGGUCGCCAAGACAGCAGAAGCCGCCCAGCCACGGGAGCUGCGAGGUGGUGGUGAAAUGGUGGAGUCUAUGUGUGCGUCCUGAAACACCAGACCAUUUCCAGGCUUCUUCUGGAUUCCUGGGAGAAAAGGAGCCCAAAGCAGGCUUUGGGGGGUUCGCUUCCGCACCUCGCCCCUCCCCCCGCCCGCUCGAGCCCCGGCGCAGUCCCCACCCAGCAUUCCGGGACUUGUGUCAGGGCGGGAGCGGAGACCCGGAUGGCUCUUUGCCCGCCCCCCUCGCUCGUUCCACUCUCGCUCGGCUUUUGCUCCUUUCCUUUCUUCCACGGACGCUCAGCCAAGAGAUUGCGCAAGCUUCCUGCUGCCGGUCCUUCAAGGGCCCGGAGCCUGGGGCCCGGACACACCCCCGUGUGCGCGCACCCCUGCCCCUGUCACUCGGGUCGCUCUGCCCCCUCCUAAGGUACCCCCCUUCUCACUCCGACCCCACAGAGCUUGCGGCCCCGCGGGCGGCGCCCUCGGGAGGCCGCGUGGGGCGCAGCAGCUCCCCCAGCCGGACGCCGAAGCUGCACGCCGGAACGCGCCGUCUCGCCGCCGGAGGUGCUAAACUUCACACUCGUUGGCUACUCCGGCCGGGUCGGGAGGGCCUCGGCUCGGCCGCGGCUGCCGGCCGGGGACCAGGGAGCGCGAAUUCGUAACCAGCGCUUGGCUCUUCGGCCAUUCCAUUCUCCUCCCUUUCGUGCGGCCCCGCUGUGUCCUGUUCAGUUUCAACCCUUUCUUGGCCUUCCCUGCCUUCUCUUUUCGAAGCCCCUCCCGGGACCCCACCAAGUCCUCUCGGGCCCCCAAAUAGACCUGGACAUCCUCUUCGUCCCCUCUUUGUCCUCCCUGCCUCACGCCGUGUUGGCCGCGGGGUGAGGGUGGAGGGUUGCUGCUGGAAAGUGGACCUCCCACCCUCGCCCCGCCAAAGACAGUACUGAGGGUAAAUUAGGAGCCCAGCAGGAUUGGGGAGGGAUCGAGAACACUUUGGUAGGGUUCCUGAGCUCUAGGGCUCCAGGCUGGCUGCUCCUCUAUCCCCUUUCUCCUCUCGGCGCUCUUCUCCCUGGCGAUCCUUUGCACCCAGUCCUUUCUCUCCUCCCUAUUCUUUCUCUUCCAUUCCUCGCCUUCCUAAAUGCCCUCAGCCUCGUGGGGCGGGGCCAGGCGGGGCGGCGGGACCCGGGGGCGGGGGUGGGGGGGGAAUCCUCGAGCUGCCCCGACUCCGAUUCCGCCCCCUGCCGGCGACCCCCUGGGAGUCUGCACAUGACGCAAUUCGGUGCAAAUGGAAACUGCAGUGGAUGCUCCCGUGGCCCCCGGCAGGGGUCCCCGGGCAGUGCACGCUGAGAAUGAGAGGCGAAGGGGGCAGGCCAAAGCGCUAGGCCGCAGGCGAGGGGUCGCAGCCAGACCCUCGCGGCCCCGCCAGGCUCUUCACCCCCGCCUCGGCCCCCCGCCGACACACCUCUCUCCGGCCCGGUCCCGUUCCCUCCCUCCAGCGUCCCUCUCCCAGGCUCUACGAUCCCUCCCCCUGCACCUCCCCGACGCCCUCCUCCUCCUGGCCCCCUCCCGCGCCCUUCCUCCUCCCCCCCGCCCCCCCGCCCCGCCCGCCGCCCAGGCCCCGGGCCUCCGGUAGGCCGGGCUGCGCCAAUCCCGGCCGCGUCCCGCCCCCUGACGCCGAGCAGGGCCCAGCGAGGCCCCGCCCGCUGACGUCCGGAUUUGCAUGAGUUCUUGUGCAGCCGCGGCCCGGGCUCAGUUGUCUCAGCGAGCGCGAGCCGGGAGCCGGGG
Bubalus bubalis (water buffalo) is the source of this 6040-nucleotide messenger RNA. Its product is annotated as mitogen-activated protein kinase kinase kinase 11-like. The transcript has 2 exons. The record is from RefSeq and is a predicted model, not a curated record. Bases 3871 to 4923 code for a protein of 350 amino acids. Lineage: Eukaryota; Metazoa; Chordata; Mammalia; Artiodactyla; Bovidae.